Molecule: messenger RNA, 1648 nt
Organism: Aspergillus pseudotamarii
Lineage: Eukaryota; Fungi; Ascomycota; Eurotiomycetes; Eurotiales; Aspergillaceae
Product: putative aldo-keto reductase
Exons: 6
Coding region: 407-1390 (327 amino acids)
Cellular component (GO): cytoplasm
Source: RefSeq, a predicted model, not a curated record
UAGACGAUUCUAGCAAUACAUACGCUCCAGCAUAGCUAAAUCAAAGAAAAUAUCUUCUUUAAGAUUGUAGUCCAGAGCCCCACCAACUAUCCUGCCCACAGUAAGCGCCAAACGGUGUUUAUCGGAUCUUCGGAUAUAAGCGAGUAAACCCGGAGCUUGUCAGCAAUUGACAGUGUUAAGGUAAAUUAAUUGGCUGAGGGGGUACAUUUGCUAUAUAUGGUACCGGAUUUAGUGGGAUUGUAUCAUCGACGUCAACUACCGAACUUGAGUGCUAAAAAAGCUAUAGCUAUAUAUAUAUAAAUAUGUCCACGUCCACCAAGAAUUGACUCCAGUGAAACAAAUAUUAAAACUUGAACUUCCACAACCAAGACUUUUCAUCUCCGCAACUUCAUCUUAAACAAUCAAAAUGGUCAAAACACUCCCCUUCGCCGACCUCGAAGUGCCCACCCCAGGUUUUGGUGCAAUGGGUCUAAGCUUCGGUUUGGGUAGCAAUCUGACCCUAGAGGAAGCCGAGCCCGUGCUCUUGAAAGCAAUUGAAUUAGGGUGUACAUUCUGGGACACAGCCGUCGUCUAUCAAGCCGGUGUCAAUGAGAAACUUCUGGGCGACUUUAUCAGGAAACAUAACGUCCGUGACAAGAUUUUCAUCGCCUCGAAAUGCGGCUUUAAUGUUUUCGGAGAUGGCAGCGUCACCAACUCCGCCGCCCACAUUAAGGAGUACAUCGAGGGCACGAUUGAACGGUUGGGCUUCACCCCAGAUCUGUACUAUCUGCACCGGAUAGAUCCCAACACCCCCCUAGAGGAGUCCAUCCCAGCACUCGAUGAAAUCCGCAAAGCCGGCAAGACCAAAUACAUCGGUCUCUCUGAAUGUUCGGCAGCGACACUCCGCAAAGCCAAUUCCAUUGCCAAAAUCGACGCUCUCCAGGCCGAGUACUCAGCCUUCGAAACCCUCCACGAAACAGAUGGCCUCAUCGAUACAGCCCGAGAAUUGGGCGUAGCCUAUGUAGCAUACAGUCCCCUAGGCCAUGGGUGGCUCGUUGACAACUUCCCAUUCAAGACCCCGGACGACUUUGCGCCGGAUGACUUCCGUCGGAAGAGUCCCAAGUUUCAAGGUGAAAACUUCUACAAGAACCGAGCGAUCGUAGAGGAAAUCAAGAAGCUGGCUGCGCGGAAGAGCUGUGCGAUUAGCCAAAUUGCGCUUGCCUGGGUUGCUGCGCAAGGGUUCAUCGCUAUUCCGGGAACGACCAAGGCGAGUCGGUUGGAGGAGAAUUGGUCUUCGAGGGAGAUCGAGCUGACGGAGGAGGAGAAGCUGGAGAUGAGGAAGAUUAUUGAUGCUGCGAAGCCGCAGGGCAAUCGGUAUGGCCCUGCGCAUCAGGCGAUGGUGGGGCAUUAGUGGGUUGUAUAUAUAUAGAUAGCCCGGUUCUAUCAUGAUCGACGAGAUUUGAAGUUCCGUACAUACAAUGUUUAGAGUAGAUUGAUCUCCAAUUCAAUUUAACACCAUACGAAAUUUAUGUCAUCUAUGUGGUUGAGCUUCGACGCACAACAGGUAUAAUCGUCCUCGGAGGUAAUAAUUUCCUUAAGUCUUUCUUCAUCGCUGUUUCGCACCCCUGGUGACCUCAAAAAUGUGAUCGAUGCAAGAUAGCGUGUGAUG